UCAUUUCUAAUAGUUUGUUUGAUUAUAUUAUUCUGGGCAAGAACAGGUUUUAAUUAUUUAUAUAGUUUAUAUAGUUUAUUUUAAAAAUAUUUAAGGCUAAAUAAUCAAAGGGCUAGUGAAAAUGUUCGCGCGAUACUCAAUACGUAAGCUUCUUCCUGUUCAAAUCAGCUUUUCUUCAAAUAUAACAUUUUAUUAACGAUAUCAUAAGUGUACGAUUAGCUUAGUAUUAGCGUAUUAGGUCCCGAAAUUUUAUAGUGAUUUCAGCUGGGUGUACACCGGUAAAGUGGCAUACUAGUGCGCCCCAGUCGAAAUCGCUAUUAGGUUCGAAUUCCGUCAACGCCAAUGCGUUUUCAAAAAUUGUAGAGUAAUGCGUAAUCGUAAUAAUAUCAACAGGUUCUGUCAACAGGUUCUGUCAACAGAAGCGAAUAAGCAGCGAAUAAGUAAUAAUAUCGUUAUGUUUAUUACAUUAUUAUUACUUAUUUUUAUUUUAAUGGUGUACUUUGUAUACCAUUUUUACAUCCAUUAUGGGCGAUUUGGACAACUAAUCCAUAAAAUACCAGGACCACCAAGUUAUCCAAUUAUCGGUAAUUUGUUUCUUCUGCUAACUAAACAAGUUGGUGACGAAUAUUAUCCAAUUUUUAGAAGGUGGGCUUUUUGGGAAGGUUUAGUAUCUAUUCGUCAUCCUGAUGAUCUGGUAAUACUAAGUAGUAAAACAACUACUGACAAGAGUAGAAUUUAUGAUGUACGACAUCCUUGGCUCGGGUUGGGUCUUCUCACUAGUGGAGAAUCACAUUUAAUACAUGUCGGAACAAUAAUGCAUCUUUAUAUUUAUGGAGUUCAUAGAGAUCCUAAUUUUUGGCCAAAUCCAGAAAUAUUUGAUCCAGACAGAUUUUUACCGGAAAACAGCCAAAAGCGUCAUCCUUAUUCAUACAUACCAUUUAGCGCUGGAUUUCGUAAUUGCAUUGGUCAACGAUUUGCUAUGUUGGAAAUGAUGGCGAUGAUAGCUCUUCUGAUUCAAAAUUUUUAUUUGGAGCCUGUUGAUCUUUUGAAGAACCUUCGAUUAGGACCUGAUUUGGUACUUCAUCCUCUUGGUGGACAUCGUAUAAAAUUUAUACCAAUAGCCACAUAAUGUACUCAG
Molecule: messenger RNA, 1138 nt
Organism: Solenopsis invicta (red fire ant)
Lineage: Eukaryota; Metazoa; Arthropoda; Insecta; Hymenoptera; Formicidae
Product: cytochrome P450 4C1-like
Exons: 5
Coding region: 368-1129 (253 amino acids)
Molecular function (GO): monooxygenase activity; iron ion binding; oxidoreductase activity, acting on paired donors, with incorporation or reduction of molecular oxygen
Source: RefSeq, a predicted model, not a curated record